Hyposmocoma kahamanoa is the source of this 1543-nucleotide messenger RNA. It is a transcript of the gene Ccz1, whose product is annotated as vacuolar fusion protein CCZ1 homolog. NCBI's taxonomy places the organism in Eukaryota, Metazoa, Arthropoda, Insecta, Lepidoptera, Cosmopterigidae. The transcript is spliced from 10 exons. Gene Ontology annotation, biological process: vesicle-mediated transport. The record is from RefSeq and is a predicted model, not a curated record. Gene Ontology annotation, cellular component: intracellular membrane-bounded organelle; Mon1-Ccz1 complex. The coding region runs from base 167 to 1528 and encodes 453 amino acids.
GUUUCCAGUAAGAAAACGAGCCUAUAAAUGGCCUUUAAAUAAAUAAACCCCAAUUAUUUAAAUUACUGUAGUUUUCUUAACACACAAAACUUUUCCUUGCAAAUACUGUGCACUUUAUUGCAGACAGCAAACCCAUAACACCAAUUUGUGUAUUUAAGAUUUGAAAAUGCUGGAUAUAAAAGCAAACAUAAACUCAUUUUUCAUAUUUAACUCCAGUUUCGGGCCCAGAGAAGGUGAUGAAGCUAAACGUAUUUUGUUCUUCCAUCCGAAUCAAGUGAGCAUAGAUUCGAGGAAAAAUCAAGUGGGAUUAUGUGAAGCCGUCGUAAAGUUCAUGUCGACUUUUUCUUCAGAACCAUGUGAAGCUCUCCAGACUCAAAUCAAGAGAUAUAUAUUCUAUCAACCAGAAAAAGGUUACUGGAUGGUUCUGGUUGUAAGAAUCCCAUACACUACCAAAGCUUUAUCAGCCAUUGGAGAAAGCCAGAGUGAGUGUCCUGUGGAGCCAUCGGUAAUGCAUGACUUGCUCAAGUCUGCUUACAAAAUGUUCAAGAUGUUCAUGGGACCCUUCAAGAACAUACCGCAGGAAGACAUUUAUACUAAGUGUGAUCAUUUCUUUACUCCUUAUUUGAUGUCAAAGGGCUUUACAAAUGAUGUGUCAGAUGUAAUCAGAGGUAUCAAUUACUUGCCUCUAGACAAGAACUCUUUCUUCAAAGUGGUAUGCUUCAUAGAUUUAUUGGAAGUCAAUUACCCCAUCUUCAAGUGCGCCACAUUUGUCUACAAUGAGCAACUGAUUUGGAACGGUUUAUCCUCAGAUGAUAUGCUAACUCUGUAUCAGUAUUUGGUCCAAACAUUAUUACCUAAACAAGUUGAGAAAGAAAUUCAAGGAGGCGCUGUGGCGGCUGCCCAGCGCCACGGCCGGUUCAUCAGCCCAACAGAAGGCAUUCGAUGCAAAGAAGACUUAUUGAAAUUAACAAAGGUGUAUAUUAUGAGAGAAGAUGAUACAGAGGCUAAACAGUAUUACUUGGUCAUUUAUAGGACACUGAGUGCGACAGUUUGUUUCACUGUUGAUGUGAGUGUAAAUCUUGAGUUAGAGAUGUUCAAAUCGCUGGACGCCUUCAUUAGCCCUCAGCUAUCUGCAAUUGCGUCAACGAUCAGCGAGCAAUGCGCAAUAUUCGCGGUGCAGACCGCGCAGGUCGCAGCCACUACAGACUCCAAGUUUGUUUACUUCAACAGACUUAAUUUAGCCUACAAAUCUUCUAGUCCUUUAAGCAAGUUAAUUCCAUCAACUACAAUAAAACCUGAAGUGUUGAGUAUAAUUGCAGGCAUACACACCGACAAACAAAGCUUAGGAAGUUAUGGUGAAAUUAUAAUUAAAACCCCUGACGAAUACUGGAUCACAGGCAAGACAUCAAAUGAAAGAGAGUUUUAUGUGAUCAUACAGGAGAAAAAUGCUAAUCUUAAGGAUAUCUCAGAUGAAGUAAGAAGAGUAUGUGAAACACAGAUGAAGGGUAUAUUCUUUUACCCAGCAUGAAUCUAUGAAAUUCAU